Messenger RNA from Meloidogyne enterolobii, 307 nucleotides. Lineage: Eukaryota; Metazoa; Nematoda; Chromadorea; Rhabditida; Meloidogynidae. The record is from the annotation of a GenBank genome assembly.
UUUUUUCUUUUAUUAUUUCAAAUUUUCUAACUGUUAUUUUAAAGAUUAAGCAAUGCAACCAGUUCCGGAGAGGUUGCAAUGUGAAAAUCCGCAAGAAUGUGAGGAAUGGUAUAACUUAUUUAGAGCGUUUGAUAUAGACAAUGAUGGUUAUAUACCUGCAGAAGAAUUAAAAUAUUCUGUUCGUACAACAGCUCGUGCCUUUGGAUUAGACAGAGAAGAAGCAGAUUUUUUAAUUGCUGGAAUUGAUUCAAAUAAAGACAAUUUUGUUGAUUUUCCUGAAUUUACUGUUUUGGUACUUUUAAUUUAA